GGAUACCAAUAGAUACUCUAAAUUUUUCUUCUCUUUCUCAUCACUCUUUUAACAUCGGUUUAUUUUGAUCCUUAUUCCGUUUGAAUAAGAUAUUAGAAAGCGAAACAGUAACAUAUAUUUAUAAUUUGUAUUUGUGAUGUGACCUAACACGGCUAGAAAGUAGACAGUUAUAUAGUACAUCUGAAGGAUUACUUUCGUGCGUCUAAUAAACAGUGAUCAACGAUUGGACCGGUUUCUCAAACUUUAUCAAAUAAAUAACACGGCAACAUGAGUUACAGGGAUACGUAUUCACUCUAUCCGAGAACACAUUCCUACAGUGCUGCAAAUGAACAACGAGUAGGAAGCUACUUAAGGACAUUAAUGAGUUAUGGGGCGUCCCCAUCAUCGGUGCUGAAUACAAUUCCAUCUUACCGGUCAAGGGUAUUCACUGAUGUUCCAUACACAGCAACACCGGAUGUCAAUGAAGUUUAUCCUGGGCUUUAUGUUGGAGACGCAGUUGCUGCCAAAGAUAAAGCAUUUUUAAAGAGAAUGGGUAUCAACUAUGUCUUGAAUACAGCAGAGGGCAAACGCUAUACACAAGUUGACACAGAUCACUUGUAUUAUCGUGAUUGUCCGGGACUCCGGUACAAGGGGUUCCAGCUUAUGGAUCUUCCAACAACAGAUAUAUCUAAAUACUUCCAUAUUGCUGCUAAUUUCAUUGAUGAAGGCAUUUCAAGGGGUGGUAAAGUACUGGUUCAUUGUUUAAUGGGAGUAUCACGUUCGGCGACUUGUGCUCUCGCUUUUCUGAUGAUAAAACGUGGGAUGUCUUUCACUGAGGCUCUAGCUUUAGUCCGCUCUCGACGAGACAUCCACCCCAAUGAUGGAUUCCUUCGCCAGCUGCAGCAGCUGGACAAGGAGCUGCGGGUGUCUCGGAUUCGCUGACAGUUAAAUUCUUACCAACCCUUCAGUAUGCCUUACGAUUAUAGAGAGCGGCGACAUCGCGUCCGCAGUCUUGAUCGAGCUUACACCAAUCCGUAUUUAGAGUAAACAGCCAGAUAUAUUACUGAAGGGUUAUAAAAUAUAUUUUCCGAUAAUCUAAAGCGAACAUAAACAGGUAAAUAAAAACUCUAUUUGAAAGUUUUAUUUUUUAAAACAUUUUCUUCUUUGGAUAGUUUAAAACACAUGUUUGGAUAUAGGGUAUAAACUUGAUUGCUAGAAGUUUUAAUAAAAUUGGAAUUUGCAAUUUUUUUGUAUGAAUGUUAAGAACAUCGAAUAUAUUAAUCACUUGUUAAAAUAUUGUUUCUCCUGUGCCAUUUGAAUAGGUGUUAGAUUUUUAAAAUCUCACUAACAUUAGAAAGAUUAAGAAAACAACUAAGUGUAACAGAUUAAUUUAUGUAUUGUUAAAAAUAAGUGUUUGGAUUUACCAGUACAAUUCUAUAGCCUUACCACAAGUCAUAAGAUGACGCUAUAUUCUUGCUAUUUAGACAUAAUUAUUGUAAGUUAAACAUAGAUUUCACUUCAAAUAUAUAAAGUUGUUACUCUGCACCUACACAUUCAUAUAACUAUAAAUAGAUAUUUUCUUGUAUAAAUGUAGAAAUUAGUUUUAAAAUAAAUUUCGGGUGACAUGCUGUGAUCUUGGAUUUUUAAGCUUGUUUCUUUGUGAGGGCUGCUUUUUUUGCCAGUCAUAGGUUUUCUUGAUUAAGAAACACAAGUCAAGUUGGUGGUAUCAAA
Molecule: messenger RNA, 1710 nt
Organism: Papilio polytes (common Mormon)
Lineage: Eukaryota; Metazoa; Arthropoda; Insecta; Lepidoptera; Papilionidae
Product: dual specificity phosphatase DUPD1-like
Exons: 6
Coding region: 268-921 (217 amino acids)
Biological process (GO): protein dephosphorylation; negative regulation of MAPK cascade
Cellular component (GO): cytoplasm
Molecular function (GO): protein tyrosine/serine/threonine phosphatase activity; MAP kinase phosphatase activity
Source: RefSeq, a predicted model, not a curated record